UUGCGUGGAGUUUCUACCUUUAUGCAAGAAAUGCUUGAAACUGCAUCAAUAUUGAAAGGAGCUACCAAUAAGUCAUUGAUAAUCAUUGAUGAGCUGGGAAGAGGGACGUCAACAUAUGAUGGAUUUGGUUUAGCUUGGGCUAUAUGUGAGCACCUGGUUCAAGUGAUUAAAGCACCCACUUUAUUUGCAACCCACUUCCACGAGUUGACUGCCUUAGCCCAUGAAAAUGCUGAUCCUGAGUCCAAUGAGCAGCAAAUUGUUGGUGUUGCAAACUAUCAUGUCAGUGCUCAUAUUGACUCAUCAAGUCGCAAGCUGACCAUGCUUUAUAAGGUUCUGCCAGGGUCUUGUGAUCAAAGUUUUGGUAUUCAUGUUGCAGAAUUUGCCAACUUUCCUGAAAGUGUUGUGGCCCUUGCUCGGGAAAAAGCUGCUGAAUUGGAAGAUUUUUCACCAUCUUCAAUCAUUUCGAACGAUACCAGAGACGAGGUUGGAUCCAAAAGAAAGAGAGAGUGCAAUGAUGAUGAUGAUAUGUCUAGAGGUGCUGCCCGGGCUCACCAGUUUCUAAAGGCAUUUGCAGAUUUGCCAUUGGAGAAUAUGGACUUGAGGCAGGCUUUAAAGCAAGUAAGCAAGCUAAAGGAUGACUUGGAGAAGGAUGCGGUGAACAAUAGCUGGCUUCAGAAAUUCCUCUAGGUGCACAAGAAGUCAGGUAGAAAUUCAUUUGUGGAAUCUUUGUAUAGUCUCUUCAUGUGAAUAGGGCGUGUUCAAUCUAAUAUCAUUUCUGAGUAAUCUUAAUCCUCUCUGUUUUUGUUUCUUUCUGGAGUCCUAAAUGGAACUGUAGCCAGUUAACCUCAAUCCCACUGUCAAUAGUUUUCCUUUUAUUCAAGUGGGUAUAAUUAAGCUUGGCCUUUGGAACUGUCUGUCAUUUUCCGUUUUUAGGCCUGACGACUAGAGAAGUUAUUGUGUAUCGGGUAUAUGGUAGAGUAGUAACUCUUCUGUUGUUACUAGGAAAAAGAGCUAGCAAAUAGAAAUUUUAAUUUGAGUUUAUUAACCAUAGCGGGGGGGACUAUAACAUAACAUGUAUCUAUUGAACAAAGUAAUUCCUGAUAUGACUCGGAGAACCACUGUCAUCUUUUGUUAGCUGAUUUAUUUCGUAGAGGGAACAUGUAGUUUUCAGUACUCGACAUAAGUCGUUUCUUAGAUAAAAAUAGGGUACAGUUUGUGAGUA
This is a messenger RNA of Carica papaya (papaya), 1222 nucleotides long. NCBI's taxonomy places the organism in Eukaryota, Viridiplantae, Streptophyta, Magnoliopsida, Brassicales, Caricaceae. The record is from RefSeq and is a predicted model, not a curated record.